Molecule: messenger RNA, 1008 nt
Organism: Theobroma umbraticum
Lineage: Eukaryota; Viridiplantae; Streptophyta; Magnoliopsida; Malvales; Malvaceae
Product: auxin-responsive protein SAUR71-like
Biological process (GO): response to auxin
Source: RefSeq, a predicted model, not a curated record
UGGCCAUCGAUCACUUUCUCUUAAAAAAAACGCAUAGUCCAAACCUAAAUAUUAUUGAUUUGUUUCUCUCUCUUUCCAUCUUUUUUAUGUACUUUUCAAGUACUCUUGUUUGUACCAUAAGGCUCUUUUAUUGUAAUCUCUCUAUAAAACACUCUCGUUUUGCCUCUCAACUUUCUUCUUCUUCUUCUUCCUUUUUUCUUUUCUAAGGUUAUGAAGAAACUGAUGCGAAGACUAUCACGAGUUAAGGUGACUCACUCGACCCAAUACUCAGUGCUCCGAUCUGAGCCUCCUGAUCCUGUGGAACCCACCAAGCAAAGAUCGGACGUACCGCAAGGGCAUUUCCCGGUAUACGUGGGGAUUGAUCAGGGGCGGAGGUUCAUUAUCAGUGCCGAGAUGCUGCGGCACCCGAUCUUCGUGGAGUUGCUGAACAGAUCAGCCCAAGAGUACGGGUACGAGCAAAGGGGAGUGUUGAGGAUCCCCAUUAACGAUGUUGUCUUUGAACGUGUUCUUGAAUCUCUCAGGCAAGGCCAAGAACCUUCCAGUCUUGAUGAACUGGUUUAGUUAAACAAGAAAAAUAUGUAGGGGAAAUAAAUGAAAAACCAAAAAGAAAGAAUGUUUUUUUCCCUUUCUUCUUACGAUAUUUCUUGUUAGGUGAGAUAUCUCCUCGUCGUUUGUAUAUAAUGUGAUGAUGGAAAAAGCAGGCUUUGGUGCUGUAAAAUAGCAGUUACUUGUUUCAAAAGCAGCAAAACGAAAGUAGGACCUUGGCUUUUUGUUUUUUUUCAGUGCUCAAUUAAACUGCUUUUUUUUUUUUGUGAAAUUGGAUUAUUAUAAAUAAAAAGAAGCUAUUAAUUAUUCCAUGCUAAUUUUAAUGUAUUUGCUUAGACAAUUUGGAUGAAUUUGUUCUUAAAUAUUGGGACCAAACAUACUGUUAACACAGAAAAGUAUCUUUUCUUUUUCUUUUUUUGUUUUAAUUUGAGAGGAUUGUGCUGGUAUCCAUGCGAGAAAAUA